This is a messenger RNA of Paramuricea clavata, 849 nucleotides long. The record is from the annotation of a GenBank genome assembly. Lineage: Eukaryota; Metazoa; Cnidaria; Anthozoa; Malacalcyonacea; Plexauridae.
AUGAAGAGUAUUUCUCAUUUGUGUGUACUUGAUCGUGCACCGAACAUGCAAGCAGUGGUCUCAAAGUUACCAUUCCAUCUACAAGCAAAAUGGAGAGACCUCGUAGCCAAGAUCAGAAGGGACAACGCAAAAAUAGCAAACUUUGAGAACCUCGCCAGUUUUGUCCAAUCGGCUGCUGAUGCUCCAAAUGAUCCAGUGUUUGGGAAAGAAGCUCUCAAUAAAAGCAAAGAAAGCUCCAAGAAAUUUGAUAAAAGAGACAGCAUUCAGUUAAAGAACAAGAACUCUAGUUUUGCAACAAAUCCCACCUUAAUACACGGGGCCGGGUCAGCAAAACCGAUCAUCGUCUGUCCAUUGUGCAACUCCUCUCACGACCUGGACGACUGCCAACUUUUUCUGAAGAAAACCGUCGAGCAAAGAAAAGAAUAUCUCAAGCAGAACAAGAUGUGUUUCGCCUGUUACGAGAAGAAUCACAUUUCAAGAAGCUGUUUACGAAAAAGAAAAUGUAAGAAAUGUAACAAGCCACAUCCAUCUGCUCUUCACGUUGAUGACUUUAAAUUAGAGAAUCAAGUUCGUAAAAGCGAGGAAGAAGUGAAGAAUGCAUGUACCAAAAUGCCCUCCAAUUCUCCAAACGACGUGGUAGUCGUACACGCUAUCAUACCCGUGAAAGUCAAGCCGAAGGGUAGUACCGGAACAGUAACUACUUAUGCUUUCUAUGACAAUGGGAGUGGAGGCUCUUUUCUAACAGAAAAUCUUUGUGAGCAGCUCGGUGUGCAAGGUCAACGUACGAAGUUGCAGCUUGGAACAAUGCUCGAUCGUAAUUUAGUGGACAGUACCAUUGUAGAAGAUCUG